AAAUAUAUUACAUUUUACUAGUGUGUAUAGAUAAAAAGAUAUUAAACUUGCAUGUAAUUUAUAUUAGCUUACAACAGGAGCAUUUGAUAUAUUAUUUAAACAAAUCUAAUUUUCAUAUCAUUAGUGCAUUAUUCGGACUAGCAACAGGUUCAAUUUUUCAAUGUUGUCCCUGUCUAGUUUCGGAGCCAAGUAAGUGUGUCAACUACAUUCUACAAUAUUGUGACAAUAUAAUGUAUUAUUUGUGCAAUAUGUACUCAUGGAUAUAUAAUAGGCCCCAAACUGCUAACACUAAUGCAAAUGUCCAAUUUUCGUUGCCAUUUUUAAAGUGGUUUCAAAUUGAUUGGACUUUGGCCUCAUUGGUGAAAGUGGUGUGGCCAUGCGACGUGCUUGAUAUUAUUUAAUCCACGGGUUAUUAUAUACAGAGUUUGUGUUUAAGUCUAUGUAACAAAUUUUGCUACAAAGAUAAUUAAAAAUUAUUUGCUUUAUUUUAGCAGAUCCUUGUUAUACAUAUAAUGGAGAUUGAUAAAGAAGUUCCUGAAGAAAUCCCUAAAUCAAAUAUGGCUUCUCAAAAUGAAAACACAAACGAAACAAUUUUGGAUAAUCAACAAAGCACAUUGGAAAUAAAUACUGAUAAUCAAGGUAGAAUGUCGGACAGAAGCAAUUGUAGUGAUAUAAUGGAAGAAGAAACUAUAUCUGUUGAUGAUACAAAUGCAUACAAUGAUUCUACUACCGAAGACUGUAUUAUGGAAUCUAACACAGAUAGCAUUGCAGCUACAGAUGAUUUAAGACAGUUUGAUGUUUUGGAUGAUUUAGAACGUCAUCCAGAUCAGAACUGCUGUGAUAUGGAUUCUGAUACCAAUGAAAGUAUGGAUUCUGAUGUACCUGAUGAAGAAAUUGAAGCCAUGCUUGAAGAAGGUUUACCAGAAGAAUUUAAAGGCAAAAGAAAAGACAAGAAGGAUAGUGUACCAUAUGAAGAGAAAGUGAAACUUGUCAUGGAUGAAAUUGGACAUAAUCACUUUGAUGUACUUCCAGAAGGCUGGGUACAGGUAACACAUAAUAGUGGAAUGCCUUUAUAUUUGCAUAAACAAAGUAGAGUUUGUACUCUUGCAAAACCAUAUUUCCUUGGACCUGGUAGUGUAAGAAAACACGAAGUGCCUGUUAGUGCAAUACCUUGCCUUCAAUACAAAAGAGCUCUUCAUGAAGAAGAAGAAGAAAGAAAAAAGCAGAAAGAACGUGAUUCAAAUACAGAAGUGUGCAGCCUGCCUAGUGCAAAAAUUGAAACAAUUCAAGAAAAUCGAGUGGCUCAUUCGUUAGAUGGUAAACAAUUAAGAAAUUAUUGCCAAUCGGUAUUUCGCUUUAAAGCUAUUAAAGUAAUGAGAUUUCAAUCAUGGUCAGCAAGGAGAAAAUUUACAAAAAAUAAAAAACAUCGUAAACAACUUGAACGUCCUACUUUACCUGAUGGAACAAAACUAAUAACGUUUCCAGUUAGUAGUUUUGGACUAGCUGGAAGUAGCAGUGGUAAUGUUGGAGAUGAUAGUACUGGACAAAAACCACCAAAACAUUGGAUAAUGAAUCCCUCAGGCAAAAGUUAUGUUUGUAUACUUCAUGAAUAUGUACAACAUGCACUUAAAAAGCAACCAACUUACAAGUUUAAAGAAUUAGAAAAUGCAGCAACUCCAUAUUCUGCCGUUGUUUGUAUAAAUGAUAUGGAGUACGGAAGCGGUUUUGGUAGUAGCAAAAAACAAGCAAAAGCUAAUGCUGCGCGGAAAACUCUUGAAAUUUUAAUUCCUCAAAUGAGAGAUAAAAUUUCUGGUGAUAAUGGAGGAGAUACAGUUUCUGGUAAUAAUAGUCGAAUGAUUAAAGCAUCAAGGACAAAUUCUGAUGCAGAUUUAUCAUUCUUUGAUGAAAUAUCGAUCACCGAUCCACGAGUCGCAGAAUUUUGCGCAAAAACAACUGAACCGUCACCGCAUGCUAUUUUAAUCACCUGCCUCCAACGAAAUUAUGGUCUUGGUGAUAUGGAUAUUAAUUACUCUGUAAACACAUUAAAACAUCAACGCAAUGAAUUUACAAUGCGUGUCGGCAAACAUGAAGCUACCGUUGUAUGUCGUAAUAAGAAAGAUGGUAAACAACGAGCAGCCCAAGCUAUCCUGCAGCUUAUGCAUCCUCAUAUCCAGUCUUGGGGAUCCUUACUAAGACUUUAUGGAUCUCGAAGCGUAAAAUCUUUUAAAGAAAAGAAACAACUAGAACAAGAAAUCACGUUGUUACAAGGUAAAGCUGCUGUUAAUCAACCAAAUCACGCAAUUCUAAGUAAACUUAGACAAGAAAUGCGUAAACUGGCAGAACAGAGACAAGCUAUACAACCUAUCGGUAAGUUUGUACCGCCGGAUUUACCAACUGGAUCUGCAGCUAAUUUGGACAAUGUGGAUUUAUAGCAUAUUAGUCAACUGUGUAUCCUAUAAAUAUUAGUUUAUUUUGUAAGUUUUGUAAGAAAGUAAACGUUUUUGAUUUAUUUUAUAUUUUGUGUUUUGAAAAUAAGGGCAAAAUAUUAUAUAGCAAUAUUAUAUAAUAUAGCAAUUUAAAAAGAAAAUGGUGCUGAUCCUUAUCCAUUUUAAUAUUUUUAUUUUUUAUGUAUCUCGAAAUCAAUUUUUAUAAUCAGUUAAUACAAUGAUUAAGAGUAUAAUGAAAUGUGAAUAUUGGUUAAAAAUAUUCGGAGAUUGUUUCUAAGAUUUGAAUUUCAAGAACAGUUUUGAUAUCGAGAUGUUACAGAAGGCUACCUCAAUCACAUUAGUUUUCUUGCGCUGUAAAUUGUUAAAUGUAUUUGACAAUAUUGUCUUUUAAAAUCACUAUUGUUUCUAUAUAUAAAGGGGAUUUAAUAUUACAUGUAAAUGAUUAUUAAUUGUAUGUUAUUUUAUACAGAAUUACCGAACACAUAACGAUUCAUGAAACAUAAUCAUUUAUUUUUAAAGAACUGAUUACAGUAAAGUAUAUUUCAGUUCUAUAAACAUUAAGGCAUCAAUCUUGCAUAUUAAUAAUGGUUACAAUGUAUUGAAAAGUAUUAUAAUUGUCCUAAUAAAUUUGCUAAUAGAAUUAAUAGAAUAUAAAUAAAUUAUCCAAUAGUGCCUAAAACAUUUACAUCACUUAUCUUCUUUGGCACUUUUGUAUGAUUUUUUUCCUAUAUCACUAUUUUUCUUAUUCUGCAUUUAUGUGGUAUUUUACUAAUUAUUUAACAAUACCACUGUAAAAUUAAUAACACAA
Molecule: messenger RNA, 3255 nt
Organism: Bombus pascuorum
Lineage: Eukaryota; Metazoa; Arthropoda; Insecta; Hymenoptera; Apidae
Gene: pasha
Product: microprocessor complex subunit DGCR8
Exons: 7
Coding region: 513-2432 (639 amino acids)
Biological process (GO): primary miRNA processing
Cellular component (GO): microprocessor complex
Molecular function (GO): double-stranded RNA binding; heme binding; primary miRNA binding
Source: RefSeq, a predicted model, not a curated record